This is a messenger RNA of Pseudocercospora fijiensis CIRAD86, 1435 nucleotides long. RefSeq lists its product as uncharacterized. The transcript has a single exon. Bases 203 to 1435 code for a protein of 410 amino acids. The record is from RefSeq and is a predicted model, not a curated record. NCBI's taxonomy places the organism in Eukaryota, Fungi, Ascomycota, Dothideomycetes, Mycosphaerellales, Mycosphaerellaceae.
UGCCUAAAUGACACAACUUGCUGGCCGCGCCUCCAUUGUGCGUGUGUCUGUCUUGACUGGUCGGCUCGCUGCAGACACCCAGGUUCUGAAUAUUACGGACCUUGCUCGUCUCCGUGUACCCAAGGUGCAAGAUGGUAAUAAGUAAGACAGCGAACAACUACGCGUUGCAAUUGCUGCCAGGCGGGUGAAAGCAUAGUCGACAAUGGCUUUGACUGUAAAGCAGCUCAACGAUGACACUUCAUUCAUGCUGACCUUCAAGCCGUCCUUCGCGCCAGACGACUGCAAGAGCACGCAUGCAUUUCCCGGAUCAUAUACCAUUCUGAUCGACCCAUGGCUCAGCGGUAGCACGACCAUCUUCCAUCACAAGUUCGCCACGAGCACCCAUACCUCUACCCCGACGAUCCAGUCCCUGAAAGAGGUUGAGGACGAGAUAGACCUGAUCAUAAUCAGCCAAGACAAGCCCGAUCAUUGCAACGAGGAGACGCUAUGCUCACUUCCCAAACUCACCAGGACGCGAAUCCUAGCAACGCCAAAAGCGGCCAAGAAGAUACGGUCGUGGAAUUACUUCGAACGCCCCGGCAUCGUAGAAGAGCUCGUGCCUUAUAGUGCUUAUCAUCCAGACACAAUCCUACGCAUACCCAUCGACCCAUACAGUUCAGCCAGUGCAGAGGGCGAGGUCACAAUCGCGAACAUCUCGACCAAAACCGACCUCACAAGGCUACAUAACGCCAUCGCAAUCACAUACUGCCCGCCAGGCACCUUAAUGACAGCACCAGAUGGCAGUACAGUCAACCUUUCCGACCUUCCGGUACUCGCACGCCAGGGAGUCUCGCACCCACUUUCGCGCAACCCUUCACGCAAACGACCCUCGGUAGCAAGUCCAAAAGGCAUCUUCAAAGCAAUCCACAAUCUCCCACAGCCUUCUCCAACGAGUCUCACAUCGCCAGACACAAGCCGUCCCAGCACAAGCGGCGCCCAAAGACCAAGCACAUCUUCAACGCUGAGCAAACGACAUCAAAAUCACGAAAACGUCCUCUCCAUCCUCUACACGCCGCACGGCAUCGACCCGCCUCUCCUACGCCCAUACAUCGAAACCCACCUCUCGCUCCUUCCCCGCGCGAUCCCAAUCACAGCUCUGUUCCAUUCCUUGAACAUUGAAUCCAACCCUAAAAUUCUUGGAGGCACAGUGAGCAGCGGAGCACCAGGCGGAAUCGAAAUUGUAAAAGAGGUGGAUGUGCGGUACUGGAUAGCAGCACACGAUGAAAUGAAAGAGAACGAAGGCUGGGCCACGAAAUGGAUCACGAGUCAGAAAUUCGAGGUCGAGGACGUUAUCCGAAUGCUGAGAGGGAUAGGUGGAAUCGCUGGAGAGAAAGGGAAGAGGACGAUUAUCGAAAUUCUCGGAACAGGAGGAGUGAGGACUUUAAGAGGAGGGUAA